AUGGGGACACCACUGACAGGGACGGUCAUUAUUACCGGGGGAAAUGGGCUGUUGGGUUCCGAAAUCGCCAUCGAGAUUGCAAAGAAACAACCUUUCGUUCAUCUUUUAUUGACGGCCCGGGAUAUAAGGACUGACGAUGUCCGCGACCUCACGGGGAAGAUCCGCUUGAUCGGCCCUAGAUCAAUCGAAGUGCUGGCGCUCGAUCUGACCGAUCUGAAAUCUGUGGCAUGUUUCGCCAAAACCACUGUCGAUCGUGUUCGUUUCAAAGACAUUCCGCCCGUCAUCAGUUUGAUUCACUCGGCUGUUGCAACGUCUUACGUUGUCGAUGAGCUCACCUCAGACGGCUACGACCCUGUGUAUCAGACCAACUGCUUGUCUCCCUUUUUAUUGACCAUCGGACUGCUCGAGGCGUUCCGGGCUGGCGAUGGUACACCAAAAGGUGGAGCGAAGGUGAUCUACAUCGGAUGCUCUACGGCAUCUUCAGGACAACUGGAUUACUUCGAACGCGAUCAUGGAAGAAAGGGACGCAAACCGGGAACCUCGCUGAGCGCAAAGGAAGAGAACGUUCGAUUUGGAAGCAGCAAGUUAAUGGCGAGCGUCGCAUUAUAUGCAUUGAGGCGGAGCUUGAUCUGGACCGGAAACAUAUCACUCGACAUCUUCACCUUGGAUCCAGGAGGCAUGACUGGCCCAAGCAAUCUGCGCACCGGGGCGCCCAUGUCGGUCAAAGUCGCACACCAGACUCGGUCCGGGCUUCGGCCAUUCCUGCGCAUGGUAUCCCGAAGCUCUAUGAACAAGGCUAGUGUCCCAGCCAAGGCGAUAGCCAGAGUUACAUUCCAGACCGAUAAGGUGGAGAACUGGCAAAAGGAACGCUACUUUAUCCUCGAUACCGACUACGAAGCCGCAUCCGUCCUGUUGAGUCUCCGUGAUGGGGACAAAGUGAACAACUUGUUAGUGCAGAUGAUGCGACAGGUGGAAGUGGAAGCGAAGGAGGUGGAGUCGCCUGCUCCUAUUCGUCCUUGUUUCAACAUGGUCUCACCUCCUACAAUCUCAUUAUGA
Messenger RNA from Penicillium paradoxum, 1056 nucleotides. RefSeq names its product glycosyltransferase family protein. The coding region runs from base 1 to 1056 and encodes 351 amino acids. The transcript has 2 exons. NCBI's taxonomy places the organism in Eukaryota, Fungi, Ascomycota, Eurotiomycetes, Eurotiales, Aspergillaceae. The record is from RefSeq and is a predicted model, not a curated record.